Molecule: messenger RNA, 817 nt
Organism: Triticum aestivum (bread wheat)
Lineage: Eukaryota; Viridiplantae; Streptophyta; Magnoliopsida; Poales; Poaceae
Exons: 4
Coding region: 65-532 (155 amino acids)
Source: RefSeq, a predicted model, not a curated record
AAUUAUCUCCCAAAAAAAGCUAAAACGAAAAAAAAACAUCACCCCAUCUUCUCCCCACUCCUUGAUGGCGCCUCCCGCCGCCGGGGAAACCCCACCUACGGAGGCUGCGGAGAACAGCGCCAAGACCGAGGAGUCGCGGUGGCUCGCGGCCCUCUCCGAGCCAGAGCUCGAUCUCCUCAUCAGCCUGAAGAUGCUGGCCGUGAAGCGGGCGGAGACGGCCGGCCGCCCCCACCUCGCCGACGGGUUCGAUCUGCGCACGCUGCGUGCCCUCGGUGUUGUUUUGCUGGAGGAUUUCAAGGCACGGUUAGAAGAAACCUCGGUCGAUGCAUCCGUUCUUGAUAGACUUGCGCUGUCGAGGGACUGUGUCGCGGAUGCCGGCGGCGGCAGUGGUGACUCUGAGGUGCUCAGGCGGCACGGCAAAGAUGAGCCAAAGCCAAAUAGCGUCAAGAGAGAACGAAAGCAGAGGCAGGAUGGGCGCCAUGGAGAAACCGUGAAAAGCAAGAAGAAAAGAAAACUGAGCGAGAGGAGAUAGCAUCGAGAGAGCAGACUGCGACGAUCUUCCUACUGAUAGUGAUCUAGUGCAAACACCGCCCAGGGAUGUAUGUCGUUGAGCGACAACACUGAAGCUGCUGCUGCUGCUGUUAGUGGUGUAAAUUUUGCUUUUUUUUUAUCUGAACUCGAAACUUGUUUUGGGAAUGCAACCCGGCAGGGAAGGGAUGCCGUGAACUGAUGAUGAUGACUGCUGUGGCAACCAGGCGUAGUUUAAUGCAUCUUCGUUUCAGGACUCUCUUAACUGUGCCAUGAUUUCUUUUCUAGC